Molecule: messenger RNA, 1083 nt
Organism: Cylas formicarius (sweet potato weevil)
Lineage: Eukaryota; Metazoa; Arthropoda; Insecta; Coleoptera; Brentidae
Product: peptidoglycan-recognition protein LE-like
Exons: 4
Coding region: 203-1012 (269 amino acids)
Biological process (GO): peptidoglycan catabolic process
Molecular function (GO): zinc ion binding; N-acetylmuramoyl-L-alanine amidase activity
Source: RefSeq, a predicted model, not a curated record
GUAAGCAAUAGCAACCGUUGAAAGGUGAAGAGAAAUAAACCGCAAAGACGAUAUACACAUGUAUGACUCAGUUAAAAAUUGAAACCGAAUGACAACACUGUUGAUCGAGAGUGCAGCAAAUGUGUUAUCACUAAUAGCAAAGCAAACAAUAAUAUAGGGCGUCUGGCGCGUUAGUGGUGGUUUUACCGUUCGGUGUGAAAUAAUGUUCGCGGCACGCGACGAAAUAUUAUCGGAUCGCGUUUUAGACGACAAAAUCGCAAAAAUGUGCGUUACAGACCAUACCACAGAUAGUGAUAAACAAAUAGACUUAACAGAUGAGGUAUCGAAUUUUUCUCUUCUGUCGGCCCUUUCGAGUCAACCGUUAGUCGGACCGGUCACCAUAGAAAACUCAGAAAACGUGCACGUGGGAAACGUAAUCUACAUAAAUAAUAUUAGGGUGGUAGACAAUCCGGGUUGGACUAUGGUGUCUAAAGACCGAAAACCUCAAUUCCCGUUGAUCAGGAGGAUCGAGUGGCUGGCACAGCCUAGCGUCAAUCCGAAAGAGUAUCUAGAAGAGCCCGCGAGAUUUGUUAUAAUAAGUCACACCGCCACCGAGGAAGGUUUCAGCCAAGCGGAAAAUGUGCUGUUGGCAAGACUGACCCAAACAUUCCACAUCGAAAGCAGGGGAUGGGACGAUAUCGCCUACAAUUUCAUGAUCGGUUCGGACGGCAACGUGUACGAGGGAAGAGGCUGGAACGUGGUCGGGUCGCAUACUCAGGGUUACAACGCGCGUUCCGUUGGGAUCGCGUUCAUCGGAUGCUUCCUGAACAAUCUACCCCCGGCAACCUCGUUGCUAAAGUGUAAAAAUCUCAUAGAGUUUGGCGUUAAAAUCGGAGCCAUACGCCAGGACUACCAACUGUUGGGUCAGUGCCAGUGUCGGCCGUUUUUAAGUCCCGGGCAGCGACUGUUCGACGAAAUCAAAACCUGGGAGAACUGGAACGAGAACGUUACCCCGUCGAAUCCCGGCGUUUGAACAUUUUCCGCGACAGUGUUUUUCUAUGAUGUAAUUUGUAUCAAAUAAAAAUAAAGGCGGUCCUGUUUACA